AUGCCGGGCUGUACAUCUCCCAAAUCCUCAUCGCCCUGGCCUCUUCUCCCAUAUCCUGACCGGAAGCGAAACGCCUUCAAGCUGGUGGGGUACUCCCUCGGCGGGGGCAUCGCCACCCACUUUGCGGUUUCGUUCCCUGAUUUGGUGAGGGAUCUGGUGCUGCUUGCCCCCGGCGGGGAUGAUUCGCCCGCAUCGUUUGGGACGUUGACGAGAAAGGUUUUCACUAGUGGCGUUGUGCCGAGGGGGUUGCUGCAUUUGGCUACGAGGAGGAGGUUACAGGAGGCCGAUUCGGUCGAGCACGAAACGGGGAAGGUGACGGCCAGGUUGCAGGAGCGGCAGGAUCCUGCGUCGAGGCUGGUGGAGGCGGAGACGGCGGAUGAUGUUGGGGCUGAUGGGGAGCCGAGGACGGGGUUGGAGAGGAGGGUGUUGAGGCAGGUGCAGCAGCAGUUGGUGGUUCACGAGGGGUUUGUGGAUGCUUUUAUGGGUUGUUUGAAGGAUGGGCCGUUGAUGGGGCAGGAGGGGGCUUAUAAGAGAUUGGCUUUGAGGGGGGGGGAUGAGGGGAAGACGACGGCGAUCAUACUGGGAGAGGAGGACGAGCUGGUCAAUCCGGGGAGUAUGAGGAGGAUUUGA
Podospora pseudocomata is the source of this 630-nucleotide messenger RNA. RefSeq lists its product as uncharacterized. The coding region runs from base 1 to 630 and encodes 209 amino acids. The record is from RefSeq and is a predicted model, not a curated record. NCBI's taxonomy places the organism in Eukaryota, Fungi, Ascomycota, Sordariomycetes, Sordariales, Podosporaceae. The transcript is spliced from 2 exons.